This is a messenger RNA of Wallemia mellicola CBS 633.66, 2196 nucleotides long. RefSeq lists its product as hypothetical. Lineage: Eukaryota; Fungi; Basidiomycota; Wallemiomycetes; Wallemiales; Wallemiaceae. The transcript has 3 exons. The record is from RefSeq and is a predicted model, not a curated record. The coding region runs from base 185 to 2116 and encodes 643 amino acids. Gene Ontology annotation, molecular function: transmembrane transporter activity. Gene Ontology annotation, cellular component: plasma membrane. Gene Ontology annotation, biological process: transmembrane transport.
GCCAUUUUAGUAGUAUUUCACAUGCAUCCCUCCUUGCCCGAUACGGAGGCAACGACGAGAUAAGAGAAUGGUGUGGGUAUAUAGCAAAUACACCGAUAACUACCCCACUUGUGUUGGAUUAUUUUAUUGAGCCCACGGCUGUACGUGCUAGCGUUUAAUUAAACAUCGUUGACUGCAUACAGUCAUGGAAAACAGCAACAACUUCGCGAGCUAUGCGUCUAAAUUUCUAUCUUCGCGGAUACUAGGGCAGUCUUCGGGCAGCUCACCCAUAUUCCAUGCCAAUUACGAUGAGAGCUCCUCAAACCAUGGGCCCUGGAUGAACGAUGACGAGAUUGAGCAGGAAAUGGCACAUCUCAAGCAGUCGACAGCUAGCAAGUCGCAGGCAACCCAGUCGCCACCGCGGUCUCCCUCGGCGCAUUCAAACCAGAGCGAGUCUACCCCUGACAUCAACCAAGCCCAGUCUUUAUUCACAAACCAAUCCGCACUGAGUUAUCAUAAACCAGACGUUCCAGACGCUCUAGAUGCGCCAGAACCACAGGAGGAAAUCGAGCUGCAGCUCUCGCAGCCGCUCCUCACUCAGUCACACAAAAACGAUACACGCGAUGACGUCGUCGACGACGAAGAUGACGAAGACGCAGAUCAGCCGCCACAGCAGAUAUUUAUUCAACAGCCAACACCCCUCCCACCGCUUACUUCCACCCCGAUCAGAAAAUACCGUGACGCACCUUUCGUUGUCGCAUAUGGGUUUUCCAUCAUAUCUGUCUUGAUCAUAGGCGUGUCCGUCUUAUUCACUAGUAAUACGGAGAGUGUGAUACCACCACCAAAUGCAACACCCUUCAUCACAACUACAUUGCUACAUUCUACGCCUUUGCUCGUCGGCCUGACGUUUUUAUCGCUGCUCCUGGGUGCCUUACACAUCCUCAUACUCAAGCAUGCGAUAACCCCGAUACUAUAUACUGCGAUAGCUGUCAUAUUGUUUGGCUUGCUGGGUAGUUCAACAUGGGCUUUCGCAGGGUCUUUCGUAGAUGACGACGAAACCGACCUCAGCUGGUCUUCUUGGUGGCAGAGUACUGGAUUGCGAUUAUUCUCCCUUAUACCCAUCCUAAUUAUAGCUUGGUUCGGUCGCACCCUCUACAAAAGAAGAAACAAACUCAAGCGGUCGAUCAAGGUGGUUGAAUUGUCAUCUCAAGUGAUAUUAGAACACCCAACGCUGAUAAUUUACCACCUUGCAAUUACAGUAGUAUCGACACUCCUGUCAAUCCCGUUCGCCUGGCUGAUUUACAGGUUGCUGAAGAUAGGCCACUGGGAUAGUAGCAGCAACGGCGGGUUCAGUUGGCAUGUGAAGACAUCGUCGGACUUCCUAGUUGCUUACGUUGCCUUAAUUGGGUUCUGGACCUGGGGUGUGCUAAGAGGUAUAGCCAGCGUGACAACCAGUGGUGUUCUAGGCGCAUGGUAUUUCAAUCGGCAUGACCCUCAUCAGCCUGCGCCGCAUGUCCUAGUUAGCAGCUCAUUCUAUCGGUCUACACAUGCUUCAUUUGGUAGCAUAUGUCUCGCUUCCAUUAUUUUGACAGCAAUUGGCGUUUUCAGUAGACUAUUGAUACGGUUACGUGGCUUAAGUGGAAGUGGCAUGACACGUUUUCAUCCUAUAUCGAUCGUAUUCAAUGCCGUCAGUAUGGUGGCUGCCAUACUAUUAGGUUUCGUGGAUCAUAUCUCAACCCACGCUCUUAUAUAUGCUGGUAUAACAGGUGAUGCGUUUACACCAUCAGCGAAGCGUGUUAAACAAUUAGUGAAUAGGCGUGAGGUGAGAGGACUGAUGGAUGACUUACUGGUCAAAACCACAAUUAGGUUGUUUGCAGUCACUGUCUCAUUGUUGAGCGCCGUAGCUGGUUUUAUCUAUAGCGCUCACUUCCUCAAUCAAUCGCUGCACUCACCAAUCGUUGGAAUUAUCGCUGGCUGGCUGUCUUUCAGUGCUAUAAGAAUGUGGGGUGACGUAUUGACGAGUACAGUCGAUUCUAUAUACGUCUGCUACUGUUUCGAUGUUUCGACCAACCAGCAGCACUGCAUUAAGGCAAGCGAGGCUUUCAGCAAUGCUCAUCAAAUGAGACAACCCGUCUAACUGUUUAUGAUACUCAAUCGGAGUUGAAGUUUACCUUGUAAUUAUAUCUAAUCUUUGUAAUUAAUUAUAUUUAACCUUUG